Molecule: messenger RNA, 2883 nt
Organism: Geosmithia morbida
Lineage: Eukaryota; Fungi; Ascomycota; Sordariomycetes; Hypocreales; Bionectriaceae
Product: Dihydrodipicolinate synthase/N-acetylneuraminate lyase
Exons: 2
Coding region: 1-2883 (960 amino acids)
Biological process (GO): transmembrane transport; basic amino acid transport
Cellular component (GO): fungal-type vacuole membrane
Molecular function (GO): basic amino acid transmembrane transporter activity; lyase activity
Source: RefSeq, a predicted model, not a curated record
AUGGUCACCAACAACGCCGGACGCCGCGCCCUCCCGUGCGGCAUCUACGCCCCCACAAUGACAUUUUUCGACCCUGAGACCGAAGACAUCGACAUCCCCACCAUCAAGAAGCACGCGCAGCGCCUCGUACAGAGCGGACUGGUCGGUCUGGUGACGCUCGGCUCCAACGGUGAGGCCGUCCACUGCACGCGAGAGGAGAAGAUUGCCGUCACAAAGGCCACACGCGAAGCGCUCGACGAGGCCGGCUUCGCCUCGACACCCAUCAUCUUUGGCGGCACCGAGGGCAGCGUGCGCGGCACCAUCGAGCUGUCCAGGCUCGCCUUUGACGCAGGCGCAGACUACAACAUGCUCCUCCCGCCGUCAUACUACAAGCCGCAGAUGGACGCCGAGUCCGUCUACGACUACUUCGUCGCCGUGGCUGACAAGAGCCCCCUCCCCGUCAUCAUCUACAACUACCCGGGCGCCGUGUCGGGGACGGACCUGGACAGCGACACGUUGCUCAAGCUCGCCGAGCACCCCAACAUUGUCGGCACAAAAUUCACAUGCGGCAACACCGGAAAACUCACGCGCGUCGCGCUCGGGACCGACGCAAAGACCCCUUCGUCCCAGGGGUCCGGAUACAUGGCGUUUGGCGGCAUGUGCGACUUCACCGUCCAGACCCUCGCCAGCGGCGGCAGUGGCAUCAUCGCCGGGGGCGCAAACGUCCUGCCCAAACUGUGCACGCGCGUGUGGGACCUCUGGGUCCAAGGGAAGACGGACGAGGCCAUUGCCCUGCAAAAGGUGCUCAGCCGCGGCGACUGGCCUCUCACAAAGGCCGCCAUCGCCGGCACCAAGCAGGCUAUACAAACGUAUUACGGGUAUGGGGGUUACCCGCGCCAGCCUCUCAAGCGUCUGGAUGCCGCUCAAGUGACUGCCAUUCAGGAUGGGACCCGUGAUGCCAUUGAGCUCCGAUGCCGUCUGACAUUGAUUCAUCCUUCCCGAUCACAACUCCUCUCUUCCUUGCUCAUACAAUUGACCUCCCCGGGAGUGGAAGCCUUCGUCGACGAGACGACUAUCUGGCUACUGUCCCCAACCUUAUCUGAUACCAUGAGCGAGCCUUCCAGUGGUUCAUCUUCUGCGCCGACAGACGUAGAGGAUGCCUCGGCCAGCAACGCCUCUGAGCGCACACCUCUGCUCAGCAGCACCAAGGCGGCUCCCAUCGAUGCUCACCAGAAUGGAUCACCCAGCUCUGUGUCCGCUACCGCUACGGCCGCCAACGACGAGGAGAGGACCGUUCUCUCUGAGGAGCUGUCCUUCACCCGCAUAGCUCUGAUCAUGGGCACGUCCUGGGUGGGCGUCUUCCUCGGGGCGACCGACUCGACCAUCAUCGCGACGCUAUCCGCACCGAUCUCGAGCGAAUUCAAGUCUCUCAGUUUGCUGUCGUGGCUGGCGACGGCUUACCUAAUCUCCAAUGCAGCCUGUCAGCCCAUCUCGGGCCGUUUGACCGACAUUUUCGGCCGCGGUCCCGGUCUGGUGGUGAGCAACAUCCUCUUUGCGCUGGGCAACCUGAUCUGCGGCAUCGCGCGGGACGAGUACGUCAUGAUACUCGGACGAGUGGUGGCCGGUAUAGGCGGCGGUGGGCUGAUGAGCAUCUCGACCUUCCUCGGGUCAGAUCUCAUCCCCCUCAGACAACGAGGCGUCAUCCAGGGCGUGGGAAACGUGUGCUAUGGGUCCGGGGCAAUGCUGGGCGGCAUCUUUGGCGGGUUGCUCAACGACCACGCCAAGAUGGGAUGGCGGCUGGCCUUCCUCAUUCAGGUGCCUCCCGUGCUGCUGUCUGCUAUCUUUGCUGCCAUCCUCAUCCGCGUGCCGCCGAAGCAGUCGGACAAGUCCUUCAUCGCGCGCAUCGAUUUUGGCGGCGUCUUCCUGACCGUGUCUUUCCUCGUCCUGCUCCUCCUUGGCCUCAACUCCGGUGGAAACCUGGUCCCCUGGACGCAUCCCCUGCCUCUAACGACCAUCCCGCUCGCCGUCGUUACGCUGGUCGCCUUUGUCGUGUGGGAGAGCAGGGCGCGCCAGCCCAUCAUCCCUGUCAAGCUCAUCGUCACCCGCACCAUACUGUCGGCCUGCGCGUGCAACCUCCUCUGCACAAUGGUCGUCAUGACGGCCCUGUUCUACGUGCCGCUGUACCUCCAGGUUCUCGGUGACACGGCCACGACCGCCGGCCUCAGGAUCCUGCCUUCCCCUGUCGGCGUGUCCAUUGGCUCCGUGGGCGCAGGGUACAUUAUGAAGAGGACGGGUCGAUAUUUCUGGCUCGGCGUGUCUAGUCUCGUGCUCUUCACUGUGGGUGUCGUGCUCUUCACGAUGCAGACCGAGGCUACGCCGUCUUGGCUGACCUCUCUCGCGUUUCUGUUUGUUGGAGGCGGCUACGGUUCUACGCUCACCAUGACGCUGCUGGCGUGCAUCGCCUCGGUUGAUCACUCCCAGCAGGCCGUUGUCACUUCAGCAACUUGUAUGUUCUCUACAGCCCUUUUCCUUUCUCGUCAAAUCAUUCUCAUAAUCGAGAGUGCGAAUACUAACACCACCCCAGACCUCGCCCGCAGUCUCGGCGGCACAGUAGGCAUCACCAUCGGCUCAGCCAUUUACCAAAACCUUCUCAAGGCCCGUCUGUGGGAGCGUUUCGGUCACCUCCCCGGCGCGGCCGAGAAGAUACAACGCAUCCGCGACGACCUGGAUGAGCUCAAGCACCUCCCCGAGGGUUGGCACGACGGUGUGGUGGCCUCGUUCAUGGAGGCGUUCAAAGGCGUGUGGGUGUUUUUGCUAGCGUUGUCGGUGGGGGCCUUGUUUAGCAUUUCCAUGAUUCGGCAGCAUACACUUCACACCACGUUGGAUAGGAGGUCGAAUGAGUAA